AUGUGUCUUUUGAUCAAGCUCGACCUUCUUCCUCCUUUGCGAGCUCGCCACGGAGUACAGAGUCUUCUUGCCAGACGGUUUCGACCCCCCCUCGGGAGUUCUCAGGAGUUACCCAUCGACCUCACAGGUUACCCGCCGAAAGACAUCAUCGAUCUGACUGACGAGCCUCAUACAUACCCGCAGGUUGGAGCGCGCAUUCCCAGCAGCCCUGUGGUGGAGAUCCGUGAACAGACUGCGCGGCUAACUUUAGAGCCCCGGCGACAUCCAAGUGGCACCUCUUCAUCAGUGGUUGUCAAUGGCAUCAUCUAUGGUCAAGGCUUAUCGGUCGAGCUCCAUGAUGGGAAUUUCCUCCAUAUCGACCAUGUCAGUGAGCGUGGCGGUGAGAAAUUUUUCCAUGGUCGCCAUUUGGUGCCAUCAACCAGCCAGGCCGUAGGAGAUUACAUCCCUAAAGUAGUCGGCGAAGUGAUCUGGAUGCCCCAUAUUGCCGGACUAUGUUCGCUGGACCAGAUCAGAUGUUUUCGUCGCAUCCGCUUUACCAACCUUCGACGCAAAAACCAUGUCUCGGAUACGGAGCUCCAUGGCGAAGAUGAUCUCACGUGUCGGUUGAAGUUCACACUCAAGUUCCGGCCGGUUAUGCGACAUGGUACUCGAACCGGGGGAUCAGAUGACCAAGAGUUUGCUGUCGAGUAUCUCACGUAUAAUGAGGCAUCUGGUGGCUCUAGUGUUCGUCUCCCUGCCAAUGAACUGCGCGACCAGUGGCGAGGUCGCAAUCAGACCACCCCAUUCGGUACAGUCGCCCUCGUGCCUCGGCCUGAAAGACUGGAAAUCGAUUUGGUGAAUCCGGAUCCACAAGUCUGGAAUUCCGAUGAUGCUAGUCGCAACCGUACAUACACCUUUGGCGAUUCAUACUGCGGUGCAGGUGGCGCCUCCUGUGGUGCCAGAAAAGCUGGGCUGGCCUUGAAUUGGGCUGUCGAUAUGGACAAAUAUGCCAUACAAACUUAUCGCUGCAAUUUCCCACAGUCUCUAGUGGAGAAUUCAACCUUCGACCUAUUUAUGACACAGACUCCAGAGGAUCUGCGCAUCGACGUGUGUCAUACAUCGCCUCCAUGCCAGCCAUUUUCGCCGGCGCACACUGUUCAUAACCAGGUCCGUGACGAGCAAAAUUCGGCAUGCAUCUUCACGUCUCUCAAUCUGAUCAAAAGGGCUCGCCCCCGAGUGUUGACCAUGGAAGAGACAUUUGGAUUGCGCGAGCGGCACCCCGCUAUCUUCAAUCGACUGAUCAUGGAUUUCAUUGAAGUGGGAUAUUCGGUCCGCUGGGCGGUGUUGGAUUGCCUGAAUUAUGGUGUUCCUCAGACGCGUCGUCGAUUGAUCAUCAUUGCUGCGGGCCCAGGAGAGACUCUCCCUCAGAUGCCACCACCUACACACGGUCCAUUCGGCUCUAGUCUCCAGCCUUUCGAGACUAUCCAUAGGGCCAUCAGUGAUAUCCCCGAAGGCUGGAUGGACCAUGACACCAGAGGAUUGUUGGAGCGUACCAGAAACGCCCACCGAGCCCCGUAUAGUCCACACCAACCAGCAAAGACUAUCACCUGCAGUGGCGGUGAGGCCAAUUACCACCCCUCGGGAAAGCGGGGAUUGACGCCUCGCGAGGUUGCGUGCAUUCAGACAUUCCCACUGGGAUUUGUUUUUUGCGGCAAAAACAGGCGCAAGCAAAUUGGGAAUGCUGUCCCAACUCGGCUUGCCGAGGCGCUUUUCCGAGAAGUCCGCAAAUCAUUGCGGAGAACAGAUGCGAAGGAGUUGGAGGAAGCUCGGACCGGAGCUUGA
Molecule: messenger RNA, 1821 nt
Organism: Penicillium longicatenatum
Lineage: Eukaryota; Fungi; Ascomycota; Eurotiomycetes; Eurotiales; Aspergillaceae
Product: DNA cytosine methyltransferase
Exons: 2
Coding region: 1-1821 (606 amino acids)
Cellular component (GO): nucleus
Molecular function (GO): methyltransferase activity
Source: RefSeq, a predicted model, not a curated record